This is a messenger RNA of Gryllus bimaculatus (two-spotted cricket), 3379 nucleotides long. The record is from the annotation of a GenBank genome assembly. NCBI's taxonomy places the organism in Eukaryota, Metazoa, Arthropoda, Insecta, Orthoptera, Gryllidae.
CCCAUUUCACUGUUUAUCCACUGUUGGCAACACACUUCCUUGCUUUGGUACUGACUGCUCCGGACAGGUGACCACAGGUGACCGAGGGGAAAGAAAGGAAGUUGCUAAAAACUGGCGUGUGGGGUUAUGUGUGAAUAGAGCAUUAUGUCUGACAUUAAUCUCAGCUUAAUUGACAUUAAUAAAUUCGUUCCGUGAAUUCAGAAUAUUUCGUUUGAGAGUGAAUGUAAAUGCUUGAGACACAAUGGGUGAUGUAGGGCAUUCUGUUCGCCUAAAGAAUUUGGCAAAAAAGACAGGUUUACCUAGACAUGUUAAGGAUAUGAGCAAAGAACAACUUCAAGCAACAAUUCAGAAGAAAAGAGAAUGUAAUGCUAAAGCAUUGACAAUAGUAGAACAUAUGCUUGAAGUUAAUAUUGAUGAAGAAUGGUUUUUGCAGCAGGUUGUACCUGGACAUAAUAUUAAUUCCAUCACUUGGAAUUUAUGGAAUUGUCCUGCUUUACAGUUGAAAUUCAUUGAUGUGGGACAUUUUCAAGAUAUCAUUGAAGAAAGAGCAUUGAGUAAACAGUGUGGUUACCCACUCUGUGGAGAAACUUUAAAGAGCACUCCAAACCAACAGUUUCGUAUAUCAACAAAAUACAAUAAAGUAUACGACAUUACUGAGCGAAAGAAUUUUUGUAGUAACCAGUGUUACAAAGCUGGCAAAUAUGUUAAAGACCAACUUUUGACCAGUCCUUUAUGGUUACGGGAAAAAGAUGAUGUUCCUGCCUUCAAGUUACUGCCUUUAGAUUUUGUGCGAAUUUCCAGUCCUGUACAAAUCGGUGAUGGGGAAGAAGUUGACUUUGGGCAAACCAGUGAUCUGAAGUCUGAAGUCACUAGAUUAAGUAAUGAUGAAAAAUUUAUUUCUGUAGCAGAUUAUACACAAGAUUCAAUUUCUCAGUUAUCAAGAAGAAUCAGUGAUGUAGAAAUUAAGGAAAACGGUAAACCAGUGAACUCUAGUGCAAAUGUUAAAGAAAGUGCUGGGGGAAAAUUAGAAACAGAGUUGGAAAGUAAAGCACAAGAAAAAUGUACAUCUGCUCCUGAAGAACAGAGAGAACAGGUAAUCAAAGAAAAGACAGAUGCUGAAAAUGCUAAUGCAACAUUACAAAACAAAGAGAAAAAUAGAAUUAAAAAGAAUUAUAAUAGACAACAAGGCACCAUUAAUCUAAAAGGAGAAUCAUCUAAGGACAAGGCUAUUGAUAAAGAAUGCAAAAAUGAAAGUAAAAAUCAUAUAGAUGAAAAAAUAAAAUACCCUCAAGAAAAUGAAAAUAAUCAAAGUAAAUCCAUGAAAACCGAUGAAUACCCUGAAGUUACAAGUUCUAUUAUUCAUGUAGAGAAAUGUUUACACGAGUGGUUUACAAUUGAAACAAUGUGCUUUUUGUUUGGUGAUGAAAAGGUUAAAGAAUUAAUAAGUGAUAAAGGUGAAUGCAUUAAGGAAUAUUACAAAGCUGUAGGAAAGUCAUCAUGGGAUCCAAUUAUUCAAGAACGUUAUGAAGCCCUUUGUAGAAAACUAAAUAUAAUGGAAAUAAAAGAACAGCAGUUGGAAAAGGAAGAUAGGCAAUUGAAGCCACUACCUGACUACUCUGUAUUAAAAGAAGAAAAUCUUAAAAUGGAGAUAAAAAUCAAAGCUUUUUACCAAGGUAAACUGGACUAUGAAAUACCAGAAUCGGUCAAUAAAGAAGAAAAGGAAUCUUUCACUCCCAGUUGUGUCUUACCUCUGGUUGACAUUCAUGCCCAGAAUGCUUUACGCCGCAGAAUGGUUUUUGAUAAUCUGAAAAGAGUAUUGCCUGACCUAUUUUGCACCUUUGGUAUGUCAUCUCAAGAUAUUAGUUCUGAAGUGCGUGGUUUAGUGGGUUCCUUCCGUCUCAGUGCUCAUAACAUCACCUUUAGUCCACCUGAGUGGAAUCUGCUUGGAUUGAUCAUUAUUAAAAUGUUGUCCAUCAAGGACAUGCGCCUAAAAAUGAUUUUGGAGAUACCCCAAGGUGUCAAAUAUCAAACAAUGCUGCUAAUGACCUUCCAACAAGAUGGAGGUUACUUGGAUCGUCUGAUGGUGUGGCUUACUGAUAUGGACAAUAUAAUGAAGAAAUUUUGAGCUAAAUGCUUGUUAGCUAUAGGAGAAAUAACCCUAAAAUAUUUAUAAUUGUGUUUGUACAUAUUGUAAUAAAUACUCAAUUUUCUGGUAAAACCCAGAGAUUUUAUGAGUUGUUCUUUCUUUUGAGAAUCCAUUCAAAAAUAGAAGAAUGUGUAUAAGAUUUCGAUUAUUUCUAGGGGUGCUCUAGGUGAAGUGUCUGGCUGAUGACAUUUCCUUCGAAAUAAAGAAAUUUAAAUAUAAGUUGUUUCCUUUUUUUAUUUGUGCAUUUACAAUUAUCUCCAAUGCAAGAUAUUGAACUCAAUAAAGAAUUUUUAAUACCUUGCUUUUCACUGGAGACAUACAUUACAAUGAAUCAAUUUGAAAUUCAAAUAAAAUUGUAAAUCUAUUUUUAGUUGGAGAGCUUAUUUCAUUCUUCAUAUGUCACUAUUUUUGCCAUCUUAACAAAUGUACAUAUUCCUGGGCUGUUCUGCCAACCUUCGUAAUGUAAGUAGAUAUUAGUAUUCAGUGUUGUCAACAUUAAUAUUACACGCAUAUCUGUACUAAUAGCAGAACAUGAACUGGACAAGUUUAUAGAAUAUUGUGGGAAAUGAAGCAUCCAGUGUGCACUGGUGUCGUAAACAACGGCUCGUUCCCACUCAAAUGCCAUGUCUGGAUUGUCACUAUUGGGAACAGAGGAAAGGGAUUUGGUGACAUCUUGUGCCAAAAGAAUUGUCAAAGGGUGAAAAUUGUAGCAACAAGAAGUACGAUUUUUGCAGAUGUGAAAUUAACUGUGGAACAAGCUCUUUGGAUAAUGUAUUGCUUCACAUAUAAAUAUUCCUACGAAGAUACUGUGAUUCAGUGUUCCGACAAAUGGAAAACAUUGUCACACAAGACUGUUGCGGAGUGGUAAUCAUUUCUGCGUGAUGGCUAUGGAUGCUAUGGACCGAAGAUAUUUGUAAACCCAGAGAAUAGGUGGACCUAACUUGGUCAUAGAAAUUGACAAGUGUAAAAUCGUCCCUCGAAAGAAUAAGAGGUCGUGAAGGGUAGAGUAUCUGGGUGCUUGGCAUCAUUGAAGCGAGAUUGCAGAUUUGCCCUGUAAAUAGAAGGGAUUCUAAUACGUUUUUGUCCAUGAUUCAACAUCAUGUGCAACCUCACACAACUGUUAUCACCGAUAUGAGGAGGGCAUACCAAGGUCUGGGUUCAUAGGCUUCCGCAGCCGGAGUCAAUGCAUUCUUGGCUAUCCGGGAUGAGUGCUCAGCAGUAUAGCUCUGAAGA